Nomia melanderi (Alkali bee) is the source of this 5293-nucleotide messenger RNA. RefSeq names its product glutamate receptor ionotropic, kainate 2. NCBI's taxonomy places the organism in Eukaryota, Metazoa, Arthropoda, Insecta, Hymenoptera, Halictidae. The record is from RefSeq and is a predicted model, not a curated record. Gene Ontology annotation, molecular function: signaling receptor activity; ligand-gated monoatomic ion channel activity. Gene Ontology annotation, cellular component: membrane. Gene Ontology annotation, biological process: monoatomic ion transport.
CGGCGGCAGUCGCGCGCCGGCCGCUGCCUCGAGAGGGUGUUUGUGUUUAUGUUAUCGCGAUGAAAAUUUGGCCGCCGUAGAGGUUAUGUUUACGCGUGUCGCGGGAACCGGACCGAACACGCAUGUCUUUCCGUGUUUAUCUUUUUCUCAAAAAUCGGAUUCGUCGCCUCGCGUACAUCGAUAACUAACCUGUCGGUCCUUUUCCAUUAUUCGUUUACCGUUCGAGAAACAACCUCACGACGUGUGACGAUCGCUGGAUACCACUGUAAAUGCAUAUGAGCGUGAGGUGUCGCGGUGCGCGGGUGUAAUUGGUGCGGUGGUGUCUGUGCAAAGGCCAACGGGAGGCCGCUACGGUGGGUUUUCGAGAUGAGCUAUGAAUUUGGGCUGCCUCGUAGCCACCGUCUUCGUGCUCCAGCUCCUUCGGCUGCCGAUCGACGUUGCAGCGUUACCCUCAGUCCUCAAGAUUGGUGCUAUAUUCACUCAUGACCAAAAGGAUAGCAGUACGGAGCUGGCCUUCAAAUAUGCCGUCUACAAAAUCAACAAGGAGAGGCUCAUUCUGCCAAAAACGACGCUGGAGUACGAUAUACAGUAUGUGCCGAAAGAUGACUCCUUCCACGCGUCGAAAAAAGCAUGUCAACAGGUCAAAUAUGGCGUGCAGGCUGUAUUCGGUCCGUCGGACCCAAUCCUCGGCCAACACAUUCACAGUAUCUGCGACGCACUGGACAUUCCACACUUGGAAGCCAGGCUGGACCUGGACACAGAGGCGAAAGAGUUCAGCAUUAAUCUUUAUCCCGCACAAAGUUUGCUCAACGCCGCUUAUCAGGACAUCAUGGAGUUUCUCAAUUGGACCAAGGUCGCCAUCAUCUACGAGGAUGAUUACGGAUUGGUGAAGCUACGAGAGCUCGUCAGGUCGCCGAAGUCUCGGGAGAUCGAGGUUAACCUUAGGCAGGCCGACCCGGAUUCCUACCGGCAGGUUCUCUCCGAGAUGAAAAGCAAGGAAAUACGGAAUCUCAUCGUGGAUACUAGACCGGAGCACAUGCAUCAUUUUCUACGAAUGAUCCUGCAGCUGCAAAUGAACGACUACAAGUACCACUAUCUCUUCACGACUUUCGAUAUCGAAACCUUCGACCUCGAGGACUUCAAGUACAAUUUCGUCAAUAUCACUGCCUUCCGUCUGGUCGACGCGGAGGACGUCGGCGUGCGCGGUAUACUGAGGGAUAUGGAGCGCUACCAGCCGUCCGGGAAUACGAUCCUCAACAAAUCGAGAGUUAUACAGGCGGAACCGGCGCUGAUGUACGACAGUGUGCAGGUGUUUGCCGUGGGAUUAAGGACCCUGGAACAGUCGCACGCGUUAAGGCCCGCGAACAUCUCCUGUGAGCUCGAGCACCCUUGGGACGGCGGGCUGUCUCUCAUCAACUACAUAAACUCGGUGCAGAUGAAGGGUAUUUCCGGACCAAUAGAGUUCAAGGAAGGGCGCAGGAUUCAGUUCAAGUUGGACCUGUUGAAGCUGAAGCAACACUCGCUCGUUAAGGUUGGUGAAUGGCGUCCAGGCGUUGGCGUCAACGUGACGGACACCGCGGCCUUCUUCGAGCCAGGGUCCGCGAACGUCACGCUACUCGUAAUAACGAUACUGGAAAUUCCGUACGUGAUGAUGCACUACGAAAAAAACUACACGGGGAAUGCGCGGUUUUACGGUUUUUGCGUGGACCUACUGGAAGCGGUGGCGAGGGAGGUCGGCUUCUCUUACCGGUUGGAGCUGGUACCGGACAGGAAGUACGGCGCGAAAGACCCAGAAACCGGGGAAUGGAACGGCAUCGUCAGAGAACUCAUGCGACAUGAGCAGCCGUACGUAAUGCUGAAGAGCAGAGGGAAUUUCAGCGGGAAUGCACGUUACGAGGGCUUCUGCAUCGACCUACUCAAGGAGAUAGCUCACAUGGUGGGCUUCGCGUACAGGAUCGAGCUCGUGCCGGAUGGCAAAUACGGCGUUUAUGAUUACGAGACCGGCGAGUGGAACGGCAUAGUCCGCCAGCUGAUGGACAAGAAAGCGGACCUGGCGGUCGGCUCGAUGACUAUCAAUUACGCCCGCGAGAGCGUGAUUGACUUCACGAAGCCGUUCAUGAACCUCGGCAUCUCUAUUCUCUUCAAGGAAAUGAAAUUCCAGGUACCGACCAGCCACCCAGCCCGCCUCUUCUCGUUCAUGAACCCGUUGGCCAUCGAGAUUUGGCUGUACGUUUUAGCCGCGUACGUCCUCGUCUCCGUGACGAUGUUCGUGGUGGCGCGUUUCAGCCCGUACGAGUGGAACAAUCCGCACCCCUGUCACGCGGGUUCCGAGGUUGUCGAGAACCAGUUCUCCCUGGCCAACAGCUUCUGGUUCACCAUUGGUACAUUGAUGCAGCAGGGCAGCGACCUAAAUCCCAAGGCAACGAGCACUCGGAUCGUCGGCGGCAUCUGGUGGUUUUUCACUUUGAUAAUCAUCUCCUCGUAUACCGCGAAUCUCGCUGCGUUUCUAACGGUCGAGAGGAUGAUAACGCCCAUUGAGAAUGCCGAAGAUCUCGCUGGUCAAACGGAUAUCGCCUAUGGGACCCUGGACAGCGGAAGUACCAUGACUUUUUUCAGGGACUCAAUGAUCGAGACGUACAAAAAAAUGUGGCGGUUCAUGGAGAACAAAAAGCCAUCAGUGUUCGUGCCGACUUAUGAAGAAGGAAUUCAAAGGGUUCUUCAAGGCGACUAUGCUUUUCUAAUGGAGUCGACUAUGUUGGAUUACAUCGUGCAGAGAGAUUGCAAUCUGACUCAAAUCGGUGGACUUCUUGACAGCAAGGGUUACGGAAUCGCCACGCCUAUGGGCUCUCCCUGGCGAGAUAAAAUAUCCUUGGCGAUUCUAGAGCUGCAAGAGAAGGGUGAGAUCCAGAUGCUGUACGAUAAAUGGUGGAAGAGUCCCGGCGACACUUGCAUGAGGACUGAGAAAGGAAAAGAAAGCAAGGCGAACUCUUUGGGAGUAGAUAAUAUAGGCGGAGUGUUCGUCGUUCUGCUGUGCGGCCUUGCGUUCGCCGUGCUGAUCGCGAUUUUCGAGUUCUGCUACAAUUCCAGGAGGAACACGCCGGCGGAACGGAGAGCUCCAGUAUCAACACCAGCCGGUUCGGGUUCUCUGCAAGGGAUCUCUCAGUCAGUGCAACAGCAACAACAGCAACAGCAAGCGCCGCAGCAGCAACAACAACAGAAUCAGCAACAGGAGUCGCUGUGCUCCGAAAUGGCGCGGGAACUGUGCCGCGCGUUGCGAUGCCAUGCGUCGUCGCGACGUCGACGCGCCUGCGAAAAGUGCUCGACACACGUGAUCGGCUAUCCGCCGGACAUCCCCACUGCCACCCCUUUGAACGGGAUGAGAUCCCAGAGAAGCAGCCUGGGUGUUCCCACGGUCGAAUUGCCACCGCACAUUCACAUGCACCAUCACGCACCACCGCCACCCAAUGACUACGACGAGUCUUAACCAAGCGUUCGACGCCACCCGCCAUUGGUGAUCGACACGGGUUUAACGAACCGCGAAGAAAACAGUGGACCGAAAACACACGUAAACGAGAGGAACAAAAGGAUCAUGAAGCAAGUACAAAGCGCAUCGAGUGGCACCGGACGGAAGAACGGCGAGAAAAGUUCGUUUUACUUUUUCUAGAUCAUCGAAAAUAGAAAAAUCCCGCCGCGAAUGUCACGUCUUGCGAGACAUCACCGAACGAACGUUGCACAAUUCCUCGACGGGCGUUCACCGCUGCCAGGGGAAUCUGUACCUCUAUUCACCGCGUCCAUCCGCCCGGAGAGAGUCUCUUGUCUCUUCGUACUAUUUUUCACUGAACUUGCACCGAUGAUUUUUCGCACAUCUUGAGUCACCGCGGGGAAUCGAUCGCCUCGUCUAAAACGGUCUCGCGAGAGAAAUCUACAGCUGAUGGACAACAUGCAUGUAACUCGUCAGCAUUUUUUCUACGACAUGAAAAAUAUUUGUCCCAUAUCUCGGAUCCUCUUCAAGGAAAUUUGAAAUAGAAUGGUGUAAAUGUUGGCUCAAUAUUCUAACAAUUGUUUCAAAUCAAAUUUAGUUUUUAUUACUGUUUCUGGAAAAGAUUAGUAUUCCUAAAAUUGAAUAAAGAUUACGAAUCAGAGUUUAGAUAGACUAGAUUCGAGUCUGAUUAAGUCUCAGAAAUCUAUCCUUUAAUUUUUCAGAUUUUAAGUUUCCUACAUUCAUCAACUGUAUUUGCCUCGCGAGAAUGCUUUCUUGGCGCUUGUUCCAUUUACUUCUUGCAAUUUCUUAGUUCUAUCGAGUAGAAAUACAGUAAGUCGUUGCAGAGGCAAGCUAGAUCUCGAGGAAGUUGUGUUUUGAUAAGAUCUGCUCUAUUGAUUAAAUGCGGCGGAGCUUCUGUUACCGCAAGUACCGCGGGGUAAUACUCUUGCCUUCCUAUUAAUCGGUCGUUUACAGUCUAAACUUUGGACAAACGAAGCUCCGUUACGGACAUCGCCGGAACUGUCAAAUAAUUGUAGAAGAAAUCGUCUGUGUAAAAACCAAAGAAAACUACUGCCACUUAUGAUGGUCACAACUACGUAAACCCCUUGAAUUUUGAUAUACAUUUACAUUUUAAGCUAAUAAAAUUAUUAAAAUAUUAAGCAAAUUUCAAGCAAAAUUUAUAUUAUGUGUCAUUACAUUACAUUUUUCAGUAUUACAAAUUAACGUAUAUUUCACUAAUAUAAAAUUAAAAUAAUGAUUAUAUUUUUCAAGGGAUUUUCCAAGGAUCAAAAAGGAAUAAUUAAACAUAGUUGAUUAAACUGUAAUGGCAAAAUCCGUCUCAUUGCAUCGGCAAACCGGCUCAAACGCAAUUAUCCUCGAUGGUCAGUCAGCUGCGAUUGUUUUUUCAGUUUAUGCAACUAGAUUUCGAUCAAUCUAAUAGAUGAACCGUUAAGAAUUCUAGAAUUCAAAUGGAAAACUCAUCGGUUUUCUAAGUUGGUAAAGAGAGUUCAGGCGCGAGUUCUCCCAGACAGUUGAAAUAAAGACGGCAAGCGACGCGUCGUCUAUAAUCCCGUAUUUGCGUCCACGUACACGACUUGCACGUACGUAUACACACAUAUGCAGCCACAGAACACGAGGACACUUUGUGUAAAUACCGCGGCGGUACGCGCGAAAGUAGAGCGAUUCAAUGCGAAGUAUUUUAACUAACGCGAGGCAUGCGAGUAAGUGUUUAGCGUUAAACCAAGUACAACCAAGUAGACGUUUGGUGUCAUUUAACGUGUGUAUAUGCAGAUAGACGGCGAAUAAACUUAA